Messenger RNA from Leptosia nina, 213 nucleotides. NCBI's taxonomy places the organism in Eukaryota, Metazoa, Arthropoda, Insecta, Lepidoptera, Pieridae. The record is from the annotation of a GenBank genome assembly.
AUGAUACCCGAGCCAGCGGUGUCUGUUAACAAAGGCGAAGUUUCGAAGACAAAGAUGUCGGCCCACGAUCUACACAGGGCCCUGUCUGCCAUUCUCCUGAGCAAAGUGCAAGGAGACAAACAGUACACAGACGAUAUGAAUAGAUUAUUGAUGGAAUAUGUUUAUAGAGGGAGCAAUAUUACUUAUAGAGAACAGCCUAGCAACGUUAAUUAA